Stegostoma tigrinum is the source of this 1114-nucleotide messenger RNA. RefSeq names its product guanine nucleotide binding protein (G protein), gamma 3 (gene gng3). Bases 774 to 1004 code for a protein of 76 amino acids. Lineage: Eukaryota; Metazoa; Chordata; Chondrichthyes; Orectolobiformes; Stegostomatidae. The record is from RefSeq and is a predicted model, not a curated record. Gene Ontology annotation, cellular component: heterotrimeric G-protein complex. Gene Ontology annotation, molecular function: G-protein beta-subunit binding. The transcript is spliced from 3 exons. Gene Ontology annotation, biological process: G protein-coupled receptor signaling pathway.
CCCCACCCCACCGACUGGGAAGGUCUCUCUCCCUCCUUCUCUCUGACUCUGACGGGCACAACCUCAUUUCUCACUUGGCAGAGCCUUGCGAAAGAAGAAAGGGCAGGUAGAGCCCGAGCUGGGCUGGGCCAGGCCGGGCUGAUCUAGUGUCCCCUCCCCAGUCCCCCCGAUCCCCUCCUCUCCACCCUCUCCUGCCCCCACACCCACCCCCAAAGAGGGAGGGCAGCGCCGCUGGACCCCCCUCUCCCUGGUUGACUUGCUGCAGAGGACCGAGGGCUAUCUGUAACCCGCAGCUCAGAGAGAGAGAGAGAGGAGGAGUGUCAGAGAGAGAGAGGAGGAGUGUGUGUGUGUGUGUGAGAGAGAGAGAGGAGGAGAGAGCAAGAUUGAGAGAGAGAGGAAGACAAAAGAGAGAGACUGAGUGGACGAGAGAUAGAGAGAGAGAUAGAGGAAGAGAGUGAGGGAUUGAGAGAGGAAGACAAAAGAGAGAGAUAUCGAGAGAGCAAGAGGACGAGAGAGCGUGUGUGGAAUAGAUAGAGAGGUUGAGAGUGUGACAGAGAAAGACAGAUUGACAGUGGGAGAGAGAGAGAAAGAGCCUCUUGGUACGCUGCACCAUCUCCUUCUAGAAUCGACAUCCUUCCUGUCCCUCUUCCCCCUGGAUUAUCCAGGAACUGCAGCCUCCAUAGACUCCGACAACACCCCUGUGCCCCCCUCCGCCCUAGCCUUCGAUUCUCUCGGUGCCACUCCUUGUGCCCAGCUCAUCGUUGAAGAGGAGGAUGCCCAAAGCAGAAACACCAGUGAACAGCACCAUGAGCAUUGUACAGGCUCGGAAACUGGUGCAGCAGCUGAAAAUCGAGGCCAGCAUGUAUAGGAUCAAGGUUUCAAAAACCGCGGCUGACCUAAUGGCGUACUGUGAUGCCCACUCCUGCGAGGACCCCCUGAUCACCCCGGUGCCAACCUCCGAGAACCCCUUCCGAGAGAAAAAAUUCUUCUGCACCCUUCUCUAAGGGGUGCGCCCCCACCCCACAAUGGCUCGGCCAGGACCGGACUCAGGAGCGACGCCUUCGGAUGUAAAAACAGUAAACAUUUCGGAACAAUAAAAUGGCUGUUCCCGAAA